Sinocyclocheilus rhinocerous is the source of this 270-nucleotide messenger RNA. Its product is annotated as protein RRP5 homolog. The record is from RefSeq and is a predicted model, not a curated record. The transcript has 2 exons. The annotation marks the transcript as partial. Lineage: Eukaryota; Metazoa; Chordata; Actinopteri; Cypriniformes; Cyprinidae. Gene Ontology annotation, biological process: rRNA processing. Gene Ontology annotation, molecular function: RNA binding. Gene Ontology annotation, cellular component: nucleolus; small-subunit processome.
AUGGUCGGCUGGGUGAAGAACAUCAUGCCUUAUGGAGUCUUCGUCGAUUUCCCGCAUGGACUCUUCGGCCUCGCUCCUAAAGCUGCCAUGGGGGACCAGUUCAUCACAGACACCUCAGCCGUCUUUGACGUCGGCCAGACGGUUGUUGCCAAAGUCACCAAUUUGGAUGAAGAAAAGAACAGGUUUCUGGUCAGUCUGAAGGUGUCAGAAUUGAGUCUCUCAGAGGAGGGGUCCCAUGCCAGACUGAUCCAGGGUCUGAAGGAAAGGAAG